Molecule: messenger RNA, 5640 nt
Organism: Lactuca virosa
Lineage: Eukaryota; Viridiplantae; Streptophyta; Magnoliopsida; Asterales; Asteraceae
Source: the annotation of a GenBank genome assembly
UUUUUUUUUCUUGAACAGUUCAAUUUCUAUAAUGAAUCAAGAGGGGAUAAUGAAUUACAAUAGAAGAAAUAUAACUGAAUUUUGAAUCUAAAAGACCUAAUUAAUGAUAAUUUUAUAUUUCUAUCGAUAAACCAAUUAUAAAACUAUCAACUAUAUUAUCAAAAAUCAAAUCUUUUCUUCAGAUAUUUUCUCCAAACACUAUAGAGUUUUGGAAUUAUUAUAGCAGCCACCAUGUAGUCAAUAUAAUUGCUUUCAUAGCCGAUUUCUUUUGCAUAGAAAAAUGAAAAUCAUCUAUCCAUUGAUAAGUGACAACACCAAAAUUCAAAUUUAGACGUUGUACUAUGUCCGCCUACUUGGAAGUUGCAUUCCAUAUUCCCGUUGCAAUAUCACAUUUUUUUUUUUUGAAAAAUGAUUAAAGUCUCAUCAUGAUUACUGCACUAUAGACACAUAAUAAAAGAGACAUGCACACUCCAACUCUUCAGAUUCGAUCUAGCAGGAAACCGAUCUAGCAUAACCCUCCACGUACCUAAAGAUAUUAACCUUGGGAAAAAUUAGUUCCAUCUAGUGGUGUCAUUCCCUAUCUCCACGAUGUACUCAUCAAUAAACUCAUGGAUAUCGUUCAUAGUGAACACCCCCAGUUACUCAAAGUCCCAACACCACUUAACACCUUAAUUACUAAUCUAAACGUAUCCUAAGAUAUCUUUUUAUUUCUGUAAUUGUAUCGAAAGCACGUUUCCACGAAUCUAUCUGUUCCAACUCCAUUUCUAAGAAUUGUUCCCAUACAAGUAUUUAAUUACACAGUCUGAAUCUUUUUCCAUGCAAAACAAUCUUUCUUAUCUAACUUUAAACAAUACACAUCAAUUGCAAUAUUUACUCCAAAAUCUUGUAUUUCUACUAUCUCCUACCUAUUUUCAAUGGUUAAAAAAGAGUAAUGCAUUUAUCAUUUAACUUUCGGCUAUAAUCUAAUAUACGCACCCAUACUCCACCACCAACCCUAAUAUAGGAUGACUCAAAUGAAAAUGAAUAAAAAGGACUAAGAAUGCAAGAAUCACUAAUAUCUAACAUUUUAUUUUAUUGGAAAAAACUCGAUUAUAUCAAAAUCAAUGUUUUUUAUUCUAUAUAAAAAAUUGUCAUAUUGAUACAAUUCUUAUUAAAGAAAAGUAGAUUUAUUUAUUUAUUAUUAUUAUUUUUUAAUUUUUUUAGCUCUUAUUAUAUGUUUUAUCCAUAUAUAUGAGUAAAACGCGCAUCAAAAUAUUAUGAAAAACUCAUUAUUUAUUCACAUGUGAAUAAACUAUGAAUAUACAUGGUUUAUUCAUAUGUGAAUAAAUAAGAGUUUUAACAUAAAUUUGAUUCACAUUUUAUUGACAUAUAAAUAAAACUAUGAUAAACCUAAUGUAAAAAAAAUGUAUUUAAAAAAAAGGCAUUUACUAAUAUGAGUUUUAUUUAAUAUAAAAUAAAAAAUUAUAAAUUUUGAUAUGUUAGUAAUUUUUUUUUUCCAAUAAACAUAACAUCUUAAAAUGGAUUGCCAAGAGGGAUGAAAAUAGAUCCGAACCCGAUUCGAUUGGACUCGGUCCCAGAAAAUCCAGAACCAAAAUUGAAGGAUUUGGAGACCCGGAAACCAGACUGACAUAGAGGAACCGAUUCCGGUUCAGUUCCGGAUAUUGGACCGGGUAAAGUGGGUAUUGAACCGGUUGAAAUCGGAAAAUGAUAAUUAGAACCGGUUCCAUAUACUAGACCCGGAUAGACCCGAAAACCUAGAAAUAUAAAUGCAAAAAAUACUCGUUUUGUGUUGCUUCAUGCUCUACUGCUUUCCUUUGGGUUUUAUGAAGAGAUUUUUUUGUCUACAAGCCAUCGGUAAUGGAGGGUAGAAAACAUCUAUUUUCUUUCUUUUUUUUGUUGCCUAUUGUUUGUAAUAAAAAGAAAAAUAGCUAUAGCUUGAUCCUGUGUUGUAAAAUUAAAAUGCCAAAAAAGCAUGCAAAGAAAAAUAAAUAAAACCCCAAUAUUUAGUUAUCUUUUUUACUUUAUAAUAUAUAAAGAUAAACAAACUAUUUGUCAAAUGAUAUUUGGAGGAUUUUGGCUGAGGUGACUCUCCGGAUGCAUGAAUUUAGAAAUAUAUGUUUAAUUAUACCAGUUUACAUGAUUGUAUCCAUUUGAGAUAUAAGACCCAACAGAGUGGGUGCGGUAAGACUGCAUUUUUGCUACGAUGUCAAAGAGGAACACCGCCCUCAUACUGCGAUUUCCAAUACAGUUUGAACGCAUAUGGUCGAAUUUGGCUGCAACUUUAUCUUACUUUCUCUUUUUUCAAAACGUUGAAUGGUCCAUUUUUUUUAAAUUCAGUUAUUUUUUAUUUUCUUGUACCUAUAAGUAAAUCCUUAUAACUCUUAAUUCACCACACUUUCAUCCAACUCUUCUAUCUUUUAAAUUCUUUUUUUGUCAAAACUUUCAACAUGUCUUCUUCCAACAACCCAAACAAUAAAAAAACACCAAUUAUAAACACCACAAUCCUAAGACCUUUGUAUGAUCAACCGAUUUAUCCGCCCCCGGUUUAUCACUAUGAUGACAUGCUACCGUAUUAUCCGCACCAAUUCUCACAACAAUUCCUAUAACAAUCCUCACAACAAUACUCACAACCACAACCACAACCACAAAAUGAACCUGAGUUUAAUCCGUUUGACUUUUUGUCUCAACCUGAAUUUGCUCAAGAGACUUAAACACCCACUUCUGAUUCUGAACCCGAAAUCGUUCGAGAAACGCAACCCACUAAAGCACCAACUAAAAGAACAGAGAAGACGGCAACCAAAAAAUGGGGACCUGAAGAAGUUAUGGCAUUGGCACAAACAUGGAUCGAUAUUUCUAAACACGUGAAAACAGGAAAAGACAAAAAACAUGACCAUUUUUGGAGGCGAGUUACAAAAAGGUUCCACAAAAGAAUGAACCUUCUAGAGUAUCGUUCAAAGGAUCAAGUGUAUUUAAAAUAGGGAAAGAUAAACAAGGAAGUCAUGUUGUUUAAUGAUUUGUAUAACAACAUCCAAAGUCAAUGGAAAAAUGAAGAAAAUGAUGAAGUGAUUUUGAAGAAAGCUUUAAACGUGUACCAAAAGGAAAAUAAGAAGGCUUUCAAGUCUAUUGACUUUUGGAAUCUUGUGAAAGAUAACCAAAAGUGGGAAAAGGGCAAAACAUCCAAAGAGCAUAUCGAUAGUGGUUCAAAACGCUCAAGAACAUCUGAAUCUGACUACACUACAUUUGAUGCUCGUGUUGGUAUCGACCUCAACAAUGAUGAACCCGUUUAAGUUACACCACCUUCCCAACCAAUGGGAAGGGAGAAAACAAAACACAAAGACAAAGGCAAAACGGUAGAUUCAGAUGAUUUGAAAGAAAUGGGGGACGAUGUGAAGGGUAUAAAGGAAAGAAUGAACAAGAUUUUGCAAAUUGCAUUCGAAAGAGAGCGUAGGAAACAAAGAGACAGUGACAUGCAUGAAAAUUCUAACGCUAGACAAAACGAACAUGAGCCGAGAGGAGCUUGAAAUUGCUUUCGCAAUGAAAGUUGUCAUCAAAAAACGUUAAGCUAAGAAUGGAAAUAUUGCCCCACUCGACACACAUGACUUCGUUAUUUCAUACAUAUCCCUAUUUCCAUUCUCCCACCAAAAUCGCAAAAUCUCGACCAGCUUUCAAGGCAUUAGUUCUUGGAAACAAUGAAGAGGUGCAUGUAAUAAGAAUAACCCCAAAAAUACAUAACCAACAAGAAAUUCCUACCAUCGUGGAAUCCAAAAGAUCUUUGCAUGUUAUUCGGGCUCGAGUUGAUUCAAGAAAACCAUCAUCAGAGCUGUCGUUACUCCAAAGGAUAUUUAAAACAAUUAAUAGCCACAUCAUCAAAUUCCUCGAUAGUCCUCUUCAUCUAUCAGUCGACCCGAGUUACAUACUAUCAGACAAUUUUGCACCGGUUGAUGAGCUGAGCCCCACCAAAUGUGAGGUCAUACAUGGAUUCAUUCCUCCUUGCCUCGAUGGUGCCUACAUUCGUAACGGACCUAACCCACAGUUCAUCUCCGGUGGUCCACAUCACUACCUUGACGGGGAUGGGAUGAUGCACUGCAUUAGGAUCUCCCAUGGUCAACCCAGUUUCUGCAGCCGAUACGUGAAGACCAACAAGUAUAUCUUUGAGCACCAAGCUAGAUCCAAUCUGGUCCCAAAUGUUAUUGGAGGUAUGGAAAGUCUCGCCCCCUUUGUUGCUCGUGUUGCAUUGUUUCUUGCACGAGUUGUUUCUGGAGAUUAUGAUCUUAGCAAAGGCUUUGGUGUAGCAAAUACCAGUUUAGCCUUUUUUGGGGGUAACUUGUAUGCGUUAUGUGAGUCCGAUCUACCCUAUGCAAUCAAAGUUGAAGAAGAUGGCGAUAUAACAACCUUAGGUCGCCAUGAUUUUAAUGGUAAGCUUUCCAUGAACAUGACGGCUCACCCAAAGACUGAUCCAGAGACUAAAGAGACUUUCGCAUUUCGUUAUUGGGCAACACGUCCAUAUCUGACUUACUUUCGCAUUGAUACAUUCGGAAAUAAGCAACCUGAAGUCCCCAUCUUUUCCAUGAAACACCCAUCUUUAACUCAUGACUUGGCUAUCACCCAAAAGUAUGCAGUCAUCUUUGAUAUUCAACUUGGAGCAGAUCCUAUGAACUUGAUACGUGGACGUCGGCUACUAAGUGUAGACCCAAAAAAGGUUUCAAGAAUUGGUAUUCUUCAGCGAUAUGCAAAGGAUGAAUCCGACAUGAUGUGGUUUGAGGUGCCAGGAUUGAAUAUAUUUCAUGUAGUAAACGCAUGGGAUGAGAGGGAUAAAGAUGGCCAAGAUGUGGUGGUGUUGGUGGCACCAAAUAUGUUGUCGAUGGAACAUUUCUUUGAACGAAUGGAUCUGAUCCGAGCAUCCAUGGAGAAAGUAACGAUUAACUUGGGUACAGGGGUUGUUUCAAGACACACUAUGGCGACUGAUAACUUGGAGUGUCCUGUAAUCAAUCCAGCCUAUAUUGCAAAAAGAAAUAAGUAUGUCUAUGCAGCAAUUUUCGAGAAAACACCAAUAAGUUCGAGGAUGAUUAGGACAAUAGGGGUGGCAAAGCUUGACAUUUUCGCAUCAGAAAACAACAGUGAUCAACAUAAGCACACUGUGGCAAGUCGGAUAUAUGGAAAUAACUGCUUCGGAGGUGAACCAUUUUUCAUUGCAAGAGACUCGGAGAAUCCCAACUCAGAAGAGGAUGAUGGGUAUGUGGUGUCUUAUGUGCAUGAUGAAAACUCGGGUGAGUCAAGGUUCUUGGUAAUGGAUGCCCGGUCACCCACUCUAGAGGUUGUAGCGGCAGUGAAACUACCUCGACAAGUGCCGUACGGCUUACAUGGGAUAUUCAUUAAAGAAAAGGAUCUCAUCAAUGAAACGUAACAACUUGACUUUAUAUGUUAUGGUAUGUGGUUGGAUCAAUAGUUUUCAUAUAGAUCUUAGGAGAAGUCCUAACAUUCCAAAAUGCAACCAAUAAAACAGCAACUUGUGCUCGUUUUACUUAUGUUGUUAUAGAGUACUAUAUAUUGUAGGGGAAAAUUAAUUAUAUUCAAGAAGAAAAUCUUAUUGAACUCCCUCUGUAAUAUGAAAUAUAAUUAUGCAGUCACUAACUAAUCAAG